This is a messenger RNA of Salvelinus fontinalis (brook trout), 4036 nucleotides long. RefSeq lists its product as uncharacterized. The record is from RefSeq and is a predicted model, not a curated record. NCBI's taxonomy places the organism in Eukaryota, Metazoa, Chordata, Actinopteri, Salmoniformes, Salmonidae. The coding region runs from base 58 to 3789 and encodes 1243 amino acids. The transcript has 5 exons.
ACAGCAAAAGGGAUAUUAUGCUAGGGCUUAUACCGGCCAUUUGUUCUGAUUACUGGGAUGGUUUUGAGACGCAAAAUGGCUGUGAUGAUUGGAAUCGCUUUCAGAGUUUCUUGGCUUUGUUGCCUGCUAAUUGGCGGGAUAACCUGUUCUACAUCAAGUGAUGGGUAUCCUGCACCAGGUUCUGAUGCAGCAUGGCUUGAUGCAGGCUCACUUAGGUCUAAAGGAUAUGGUAAUUACAACUCUCCAACAGCUCCCUUGCAAGCGCAGCUAACCGAAGAGCAACAGAAACAUCUGGCCGCCAUCUUGCAAAAGCAACUAGCCCCCAUGCCCCAGGGACCUCAGAAAAUGUGGUAUCCAGCUCAAAUGCCCCAGCAGGAAAAGCAACACGCCGCCAUGAUCCAACAGCAGACUCUACCGGACAGUUAUCCUGAGCAGCCUCAAGCAGUGUUAUAUCCAGCUCAAAUACCCCAGAAUCAACCAGCUACUGUACUUCAGCAUAAGAAGGAACAGGCCUCCAUACCCCAGUUACCUCAGCAAGUGUGGUAUACAGUUAAAAUUCCCCAGCAGCAAAAGCAACCAGCUACUGGUCCUCAGCAGCAGAAGGAACUGACCACCAUGCCCCAGAAGCAACCAGCCCCAAUGCCUCCACCGCAGAAGCAACCGGCCACCAUGCACCAGCAAGUGUGGCAUCCAGCUCAAUUGCCCCAGCAGCAAAAGCAACCAGCUACUAAACCUCAGCAGCAGAAAGAACCGGCAGUCAUAACCCAGCAACCUCAGCAAGUGUUGCAUCCAGCUCAAAUACUGCUGAAGAAACUGACUGCCAUGCCCCAGAAAGUGUUAUAUCCAGCUCAAAAGCCCCAGCAGCAGAAGCAACCGGCCGCUGAACCUCUGCAGCAGAUUGAACUGACCGCCAUGCCCCAGCCUCAGCAAGUGUGGCAUCCAGCUCAAUUUCCCCAGGAGCAACCAGUCCCUAUGCGUCAACUGCAGAAUGAACUGACCACCAUUCCACCACACUUGUGGCAAUCCGCACAAAUGCCCCAUCAGAAUAAGCAACCGGCUGCCAUGCUUCAGCAAGUGUGGCAACCGGCCCCUAUACCCAAGCAGCCUCAUGACGUGUGGUAUCCAGCUAAAAUGGUCCAGAAGCAAGCCACUGCAACUCAGCGGCAGAAGGAACUGACCGCCAUGUCUCAGCAAGAGUGGCAUCCAGCUCAAAAUCCCCAGCAGCAACCUAACGUUUUGGCCCAGCAAGUGUGGACUUCAGCUCAAUGUCCCCAGCAGCAGAAGGAACCGGCCACCAUAACACAGCAAUUGUUGCAACCUGUGCACAUGCCCCAGCAGCAACAGGAACCGGCCAACAUACCCCAGCAAGUGAGGUAUCCAGCUCAAAUGCCCCAGAAGCAUCUGGCCUCCAUGCCUCUGCCGCAGAAGGAAUUGACUGCCAUGCCUCAGCAAGAGUGGCAUCCAGCUCAAAAUCCCCAGCAACAGAAGCAACCAGCCCUAAUGCUUUUACCGCAGAAGGAACUGACUGCCAUACCCCAGCAACCUCAGCAAAUGUGGUAUCCAGCUCAAAUGCCCCAGAAGCAACCAACCGCUGAACCUCAGCAGCAGAAGCAACUGACCGCCUUGGCCCAGCAAGUGUGGUCUCCAGCUCAAAUGCCCCAGCUGCACAAGCAACCGGCUGCUGAACCUCAGCAGCAGGAGUUGCAUCCUGUGCACAUGCCCCAGCAGCAACUGAAACCGGCCACCAUACCACUGCAGCAACCGACCGCCAUGCUCCAGCAACCAUGGUAUCCAGCUCAAAAGCCCCAGCUGCAGAAGCAACCGGCCGCUGAAUCUCAGCAGAAAAUUGAACCUACCGCCAUGCCCCAGCUACCUCAGGAAGUGUGGCAUCCAGCUCAAUUUCCCCAGGAGCAAAAGCAACCAGCCCCAAUGCCUUUACCGCAGAAGGAACUGACUGCCUUACCCCAGCAACCUAGGCAAGUGUGGUAUCCAGCUCAAAUGCCCCAGAAGCAACCUAACGUUUUGGCCCAGCAAGUGUGGUCUCCAGCUCAAAUGCCCCAGCUGCACAAGCAACCGGCUGCUGAACCUCAGCAGCAGGAGUUGCAUCCUGUGCACAUGCCCCAGCAGCAACAGGAACCGGCCACCAUACCACUGCAGCAACCGACCGCCAUGCUCCAGCAACCAUGGUAUCCAGCUCAAAAGCCCCAGCUGCAGAAGCAACCGGCCACUGAAUCUCAGCAGAAAAUUGAACCUACCGCCAUGCCCCAGCUACCUCAGGAAGUGUGGCAUCCAGCUCAAUUUCCCCAGGAGCAAAAGCAACCAGCCCCAAUGCCUUUACCGCAGAAGGAACUGACUGCCUUACCCCAGCAACCUCGGCAAGUGUGGUAUCCAGCUCAAAUGCCCCAGAAGCAACCUAACGUUUUGGCCCAGCAAGUGUGGUCUCCAGCUCAAAUGCCCCAGCUGCACAAGCAACCGGCUGCUGAACCUCAGCAGCAGGAGUUGCAUCCUGUGCACAUGCCCCAGCAGCAACAGGAACCGGCCAACAUACCCCAGCAAGUGAGGUUUCCAGCUCAAAUGCCCCAGAAGCAUCUGGCCUCCAUGCCUCUGCCGCAGAAGCAACUGACCACUAUGCCCCAGCAAGAGAUGUAUCCAGCCCAAAUGCCCCAGCAGCAACUGACCCCAAUGCCUAUACUGCAGGAACAACCAACAGCUAUGCUCCAGCAAGCAUGGUAUCCAGCUCAAAUGCCCCAGCAGCAGAAACAACUGGCCACCAUGCUGCAGAAGCAACCAGCCCCAAUGCCUCAACCGCAGAAGCUACAGGCCACUAUGCCCCCGCAAGUGUGGCAUCCAGCUCAAAUGCAUCAGCAGCAAAAUCAACCAGCUACUGAACCUCAGCAGCAAAUUCAACCAACCGCCAUGCCCCAGCCACCCCAGCAAGUGUGGCAUCCAGCUCAAUUUCCCCAGGAGCAGAAGCAACCAGCCCCUAUGCAUCUACCGCAGAAAGAACUGACUGCCAUACCCCAACAACUGUGGCAAACGGUUCAAAUGCCCCAGCAGCAUAAGCAACCGGCUGCCAUGCUUCAGCAAGUGUGGCAUUUGGUGCAGAAGCCUCAAGACAUGUGGUAUCCAGGUAGAAUGGUCCAUAAGAAACAAGUCGCUGCACUGACCGCCAUGCCGCAGACGCGUCAGCAAGUGUGGCAUCCAGCUCAAUUUCCCCAGCAGCAGAAGCAACCGGAAGCCACGCCUCUACCGCAGGAGCAACCGACCGCCGUACCCCAGCAAGUGUGGUAUCCAGCUCAAAUGUUCCAGCAGCAUCCGGCCUCCAUGCCUCUACCGCAGAAGCAACUGACCGACAUGCCUCAGCAAGAGUGCCACCCAGCUCAAAUACCGCAGAAGCAACCGGCUGCUGGACCGCAGCAGAACCAACUGGCCACCAUACACCAGCAAGUGAGGAAUCCAGCUCAAAGAUCCCAGCAGCGGAAGCAACACACUGCUGUGCCACAGCAGCAACUGACCCCCAUGCCUCAGCAAUUAUGGCAUGUAGCUCAAAUGCCCCAGAAACAACUGGCCCCAAUGUCUCAGCAGAAGCACUACGAAAGCACUGAAAAUAGUGCCUCUGCUAGCUCUCAGGCCAGCAUCGUUGAACAGUCGGGUGUCAUCCCAAUCUAUUCCUACCGUUCCGAAUCGCACUACAAGAAUGGCAGAACUGUCUUCUCCCAAACCCGCUACACUCCUAGGGAGGCUAUGCCUGUUGACAGUGGAGAUUCUCCCAAGGACAGGAAAAUGUAAUGGAUUCAUCCUCUAGAAGCUCUAAUGGAAGUUGCUGGUGCUCUUGCUGCUCUAGCAUGAUGGGAUCCAUAAACAGUUUUACUUUCAAAAAUGCCUUGUCUCUUUGAGAUAUUGGUUCUCAUGUCCAAUGCUUGCUGAGAACAGGUGGUGUGCAGUCUGUAGUAAAAAUGACUAAUGUUCAGUUAAUUCUUUGGUUUUCAAAUCUUUUCACCUUCGCUACUGGUUCAAAAUAAAAGCUUGGGUCUAC